Messenger RNA from Odocoileus virginianus texanus, 4388 nucleotides. It is a transcript of the gene CBR4, whose product is annotated as carbonyl reductase 4. NCBI's taxonomy places the organism in Eukaryota, Metazoa, Chordata, Mammalia, Artiodactyla, Cervidae. The record is from RefSeq and is a predicted model, not a curated record. Gene Ontology annotation, molecular function: oxidoreductase activity, acting on the CH-OH group of donors, NAD or NADP as acceptor.
GUUGCGGCCCUAUGAGUUUCUGGGCCCGCACCCCUUCCAAUCCGGCGGCGGGAGCCGUGGCCCCGCGAUUCAGUUUGAGCGUGCCGCGCUGUGUGAAUUUGCGCGGCCGUUGGGAAGGGCCGUCUCUUGUAGCCUCUUUCCCCGGGCCUGAGGCUCCGCGUCCCAGAUGGACAAGGUGUGCGUCGUGUUCGGAGGCUCCCGGGGCAUCGGCCGGGCGGUGGCCCGCUUGAUGGCCCCGAGAGGCUAUCGACUGGCCAUCGUCGCCCGGAAUCUGGAGGGGGCCAGAGCCGCGGCCGGGGACCUGGGCGGAGAUCAUUUGGCAUUGAGCUGUGAUGUUGCCAAAGAACAUGAUGUUCAAAAUACAUUUGAAGAGAUAGAGAAAAAUUUAGGUUGCGUUAAUUUCUUGGUAAAUGCAGCUGGAAUUAACAGGGAUAAUCUGUUAGUAAGGACAAAUACUGAAGAGAUGCUGUCUCAGCUCCACACUAACCUCCUGGGCUCCAUGCUGACCUGUAGAGCUGCCGUGAAGACAAUGAUUAAACAGCAGAGAGGGUCCAUUGUGAAUGUGGGAAGUGUUAUUGGUCUAAAAGGCAAUUCUGGCCAGUCUGUAUACAGUGCCAGUAAAGGAGGAUUAGUCGGAUUUUCACGUGCUCUUGCCAAAGAAGUAGCAAAAAAGAAAAUUAGAGUGAAUGUAGUUGCUCCAGGAUUCAUUCACACAGACAUGACGAAAGACUUGAACGAAGAACAUUUAAAGAAGAAUAUCCCUCUGGGAAGGUUUGGAGACGCCCUUGACGUGGCCCAGGCGGUCUUGUUUCUUUUAGAGUCUCCAUAUGUGACAGGGCACGUCUUGGUGGUGGAUGGUGGCCUGCAGCUCACCAUGUAGCCGACUCCUGUCACUGUUGUUGGAGUCGCGGGCAGUCUGUGUUAUAGCUGUGUUUGCUAAUCAAACCUGCUGAUGCUCCAGUUGUUGGCUUCUGUCUUCAUACAAAUAUGUCCGUAAAGACAAUGUGAGAGCAGCUGUGUUUUCCAGAUGACACGUGUCUUCUGGGCAGCAUUGGUGUGCAGUCCCUCCUUACAGGGCUACCUCCAGCCCUGGGGGCUUCAGAUGUCCCCGCCCCUUAUAGAAGAGUGUCCAUGUGUCUGUGUCACCUCUGUAUACCGCACAUCGUCUCUGUCGUUGUUCCGUCACUCAGUCGUGUCCGACUCUUUGCAGCCCCUCAUGCUGUAGCUGGCCAGGCUCCUCUGUCCAUGGAAUUUUCCCGGCAAGAGCACUGGAGUGGGUUGCCAUUUCCUUUUCCAAGGAUCUUCCUGACCCAGGGAUCGAACCCUUGUCUCCUCAGCCUCCUGCAUUGGGAGGUGGAUUCCUUACCGCUGUGCACCAGGGAAGCCCGAAUCUAAAUCAUCCUUAGAUUACAUAUAAUGCCCAGCACAGUGUAAAUGCUGUGUAAAUAAUUGAAACACAGUGAAAAUGCUAUGUAAAUAGUUGAUUUUUGGAACUUUCAAAAACAUACUUAGAAAUUUAAAAACUUUAAAAAAUAUAUUUUCUAUCCAUAGUUGGUUGAACCCGUGGAUGUAGAAGCCAGAUGCAGAGGGCCAAGUGUCUAGACAUUUUGCAAGUAAUGAAAACAGAUGUUGUCUUAAUUUAUGCAUUUUGUUACAAAAGUAGAAAAAAAUUACAUGAUCUGAUUGUCAUUAGAUACUUCAUUGUGAUCGCUUACGGUGAACGGUGUUGGAUUCGUGAUCUCUGAAGAAGAAGAUUUAACUUUGGGACCAGGGAGCUGGGUUGAUCCCUCAAGAGCUUUUGUGUAGCAGAGUUUUAUUAAAGUGGAAAGGGACUGAGAAAGCUUCUGACACAGACAUCAGAAGGGAGCGGAGAGUGCCCCCUCACUAAUGUUAGCAAGGGAGUUAUGUACUUUGUAAUUAAUUAUUACAAUACGUCAAAAGAAUGUCUCAAGUUUGUGAAAAUUUUACCAGACCCACUCCCACAAUUUACAUUUUAGGAUAACGGGAUUAGAAUUUAACAAUAGAAAGAUUCUACCAGUCCCACUCCCAUAAUGUACAUUAUAAGAUACCAGGAUUAGGAAAGGAAGGAGAAACUGUCCUCACUCAGGAUACAUUGUUGUUAUAUAAUCCUUAGAACAGAGUUUAAACUGAGUUGUUUGUUGUGUCAUCAUCAGUUCUGGGCUUAAGGAAAAUAAUGUUUUAUGUGACUAAGACUGAGGAAUGUAGAGAGAAAAUUUUUGUCCUUUCCUCCUCCUUGAGAACCCCAGACCUCUCUCUCCGUGGAGACCCCUGGACUUCUUACCAACCUGCCUAGGCAUUGGCUCUCUCAGCUGUAUUGGGCCAAAUACUCUAGAAGUUAGUGUGGCAGGCCAAGACAGGCGCACCGAACCUGGAGGACUCGAAGGGCGCCAGGCAGCUGCCUUCGCAAGCCUGCUGGGGCUGACCAGUGUAGCCCUCUGCCCGUCCCCUGAAUAGUCAGCUGUCACACAGGCUGAGAAGGACAGUCAGACACGGACCUGACUGUGGAGUCUGGGAUUUUUGAGUGGCACUGCACCUCUGUGAGCCGCUGGGUACAACAGACCACACUGGACAGAGGAGUCUGGUGGGUACAGUCCGUGGGGCCGGAACUGGACGCAGCUGAGCGACUGAACAGCAAGUGUGGGCGGCUGAUGUGUCCUGUGGAAAUCUCAGGGGUGCUGUGGUUAACCCUUGGUUUUAGUACCUGGUCCAGCUGUGAGUUGCAUAGACCUCAUCAGCUUAGGAUGUGGAACUGGUGCUUCUUGGGUUGUGGUUUUUUUUAAAAUUCCUCAAAACUCUCAAUUUAGCUGGCUUCUUAAAAACAGCAUAAGAAAUAGUGACAUUUUAAAAAUUAAGAAUUUUUGCAUUAAUGAAUAUAAUGAUUCUUAUGUGAAAUUUUAGAAUAAUAAUAAUUGUGAACAAUCAUUAGUAAAUAUGCAGUAACUGUGAGUGCAGUGUCUUUACAAGGAGCAGGUAAAGCAUUAGUCUUGAAUGAAAAUAGUUGUCUGAGAUUAGAAAUGAUGAAAAUUGUGUGAAAACAUCAGAUGAUACCUAUUUUGCAUUGAUCUCUUUUGUGAGAAUAGCAUGAUAAUUUUAAAUAUCACUGGGUUCAUGUUGGUUUUUUAUUAUCAUUUCAAAUGUUUUAAAUAUUUAUUGCAUUUUAAAAAUAAUCAUUUACAGUUUUAUCGGAGCUGAACAUGACUUUAUGUAAACAUAUUAAUUUUACAUUGAAAGUUGGUACAAAAGUAUGAAUAGGAUAUAUGACAUAAAUGCAGACUGAUAAAAAUAAAAAUAAUAAAGUCAAAUCUGUGUUCUAAAUCAAGAUUCGUGAUUCCUUUAAAAUUCUUUAAAACUGAUCCUCAAAAUAGUCUUUACUUGGUGAAGUCUAUUCAGGAGGUAAACAGGUCAGAAGUUUCUGUUAUCAGCCAGGCUGCCUGCUGAGUGUAGACGUGGCAGUCGAGUGCAGAACAGUGGGUGGGGAAGCAGCAGGCGGUGGUUUCCAGCUCCGCAGACAGGACACGCCUUGCCAGCGCCUUGCCGGGGCCGGCUCCCCUCUGGCUCCUCAUGAGGCCGCCUUGGCUGGUGGUCAGGAAGGAAGCAGGUACCACUUGAAAUAAUGACACUGAGGUGUGAGUUACAGGUGGACGUAACGUUCAGUUGUGUGUGGAGAAAUGAGCCCUUUUACACUGUCCACCGCUCCCGCCGACGUGACUGGUGGAGGGUGGAGUGAGGCUGUGAACAGGCACGGUGAGCCUCGGCCCUAGGCGCUCCGGCCAGGUGCUGCAGCCGGGUGGCGGCUGUCAGUCACUGCAGAGGUGCCAGAGCUUCCGUGACUUCUGAACAAGAAAACUCCUGUGCAGGUGUAGUCUGGCGCUUGUGUGCAACAGUCCAGCCUGGAUCGAGCGUUUUUCAGAAACUGGUUUAUGGUUAAAGCUAGGGUUAACAUUUUUGCAUGGAAGGUUUUUAAAUUUGUGCUUCUAUUUUCUUUUUUUCCCCAUAGUCAGUUUUAUAAGAGGAUUUUAAAGUGCUUUCUAGGAGAAAAUUGUAUGUUAUAAACUUGGGGGUGAUGAUUUACAUGAAGAUGAUUUAAUGCGUAUGCUUGUGUUAUCUGGAAUGAAGCGAGAUUAUUCUAGAAUUCGCGUUAUGCCUUACAUUGUGGAACAUUUUCCCAAGUUUUUAAGACAGAAAUAUGUGUAAGUUGAAAAGUCAUACCACAGCCCUAACUUGAAAAACGUAUGAUACUUAAUAAUUUUUAAAUUCCUUUUAUGUAAUUACCAUCUUUCAGUUACACUGUAAGCGCCAGAGGGCAGAAACCAUAUUGUUUCCAUUCCUUUGGUUAAAUAACUCAGUAAAUAUUGGUUGAAUACCUA